UUCCGGGAGUGACACGCAUCCUCAGAGACACAUUGAAGCUGCAUUGACAAUAUAAUUAGCAAGUGCCUUUUCAUGCCACUCAUACAGAGCAUUAUUUAGUGUCAUGCAAAUUGUGUCCGUGCAAUGUUGAAGUGUUGCUGUCUUCUUUCAGUCAGCUAACUGAUGUUUAUUGCGCCAACGAAUCAGCUUUGUAGGUGAGAUAGCAAACUGCCAGUGCGCCGUUAUCUAGCCUGCUAGCUAAGCACCAUUGGGAUUGGCUGUUAAUCUUUUACUACAUAUCAUAGCUCUCCAGCUAAUUUGUACAAUGGAGUUUCCUUUUGAUAUUAACCAAAUAUUCUCCGAGAGGGUCUCCAUCUUGGACCAGACCCUUGUUGCAGGCCGCAGAUCAGCAGAAAGGCCUGAUCUUCAAGGCCAUAUAGCCACAGUUAUUGAUGAACUUGGCAGAGCCUCAGCAAAGGCCCAACAGCUUACAGCACCGAUAACGAGUGCUUCCAAGCUGCAAUCUCAGAGGCAUCAGCUCUACCUGCUGAAGGAUGGAGAGAGCAGCGGAGGGCGUGGUGUGGUCGUGGGAUUUCUGAAAGUUGGCUACAAGAAGCUAUUUCUGCUUGACCGUGGAGGUGUGCAUAUAGAGGCAGAGCCCCUGUGUGUCUUGGAUUUCUACAUAACAGAGAACUUGCAGCGACAUGGCUAUGGACUGGAGCUAUUUGAUUUCAUGUUGCAGCACAAGAAUUUAGAGCCAAUGCUGAUGGCUUAUGACAGGCCCUCACCCAAAUUCCUGUCUUUCUUGGCAAAGCAUUACAGCCUGACACAGAGUGUUCCUCAGGUCAAUAACUUUGUGGUGUUUGAGGGCUUCUUCUUCUUCAACAGAUCAGGCUUAUCCUCCUCUCCUCUGACGGAUCAGGGGAUGGACGGCUUUUUUGGCCCAGUUGAGAAAGGUUCCCCUAAAAAAGCCGGACGGAGAGAUCAAACCCUACUCUUUAAUGGAGAGAGAAGUGGUACGUCAGGAACAGAGGACUCUCCCAUGGCCAUUUGCUCCUCCUCAUUCCCCCCAGCGAUUGGUAUCCUCCCAGUGCUCCCACUCCCUCAGCAUGAGAUCCUCCCCCAGCAGGGCGCCCCCUCAAGUCGUCCCGCCUUCUUGCCCUGGAUGCAGCAGGAUCCAGAGCCCACAGUCACCUCUCAUAGAUCGCUACAGGGAAAGACGCAGCAGCCAACAGGGUCUCGCUGCUAGAUGUAGCCUGUACAGUUGGAAUAUGGACAGCAGAGCUGUUGGACCGCUGGACAGACCCUUGCCAGGUAAUGUUUUGUGAAGAUGUUAAUGGAACUUAAAAACCUUUGUUAGACUCAUGUAGGGACCAUAUCAUGUUGGAAUUACUGAGCUCUGUUUGUGUGACAAAACAGUCUUCAUUACUUCAAGACCAUUCACAAGCUUCGUGAGAGCUUUCAACCACAUAAUCAGUCUUCAUCAAUUAGUAUUUGUACAGUAUAUGGCAGCCAAUUGUUUUGUCUGAGUAAGACUUAAAUGUGGCAUAAUGUCCAAAAAGUGAGUGGACCUAUAAUCAAAGUAUGCGGUUAACAUACUGACCUCAAAGUCUAGAAGGAAUUUCCAUGUUUACAUGUUUAUAUAUUGAGCACCAAAAACCAUCAAUUUGCAGCAUUAAUAUACUCACCUUCAAAACCAACUGUAGUGCAGCCAUUCAUUUAGUGUAUAUUAUUACUAAACAUUUUAUUAUACAUUUUUUAGGAGCAUCACUGUGUAAUGUCAUAAUUACAAUCGCAGCCAUUCAUUUGAAUUCUGUAAUACAAAUAGUUCACUUUAGAAUGAAGCUGCUGUCAUUAUCCACUUUUACAAUAGUAAAACCCCAGUAAUGUUGUUUGGACACUGAAUAAAUCCGCCUUUCUAUAUUGAUUUAUUUCACUCUCACUCAUGCCAGUUAUUUUCUGGCUGUAAUUUAUUGACUCAUUCCUAUUUAAAACUGGUAUCCCUUAAUGGUGAUCACAUAAUUAUGAAUUAGUGCCACAGCUAUAUGUUGUAUUUGAUUUCCAUUGUGGAAAGAAUGCCACAAGUGUGUUCAGCUGUUAUAUCUGACAAAGGUGGCUACUUUGAUGAGUCAAAAGUUUAGAAUACAUUUUAGUUUCUACCUCUUUUUUUUACUUCAUUUGUGUAUUUGUUCUAUGCUUUCAUUUCAGAGUACAGUGAGACAUUAACAUGCAUAAUUUCCAAUAAAAAACUGGAAAAAUUGGGCUGUUCUAAAGCCUUUGACAGGUAGUGUAUAUUUUUUUUAAGUAUACUUAUUAUUAUUAAAAUAACCUAUAUUUUUGACUCGGUCAAUCUGUCCCUGCCUGAUGCAUUGCACAAAUUAAGAUAAAGUAUAAAGUGAUCUGGUGCUGAUUAUUCUAAAAAAAACAAAAUGAGGAGAGAGGGGGGGAAGGUAGAAAGGCAGAGUUCAGACUCAGAUACACCUACAGAUAAAGAGUGCAUUGUUUUGUUUGUGGCAAUCUAUGGAGCAAUGUUUGAAGUGCCAUAACUUGAGAAAUAAUGUAGCUAGAGUACUGAAAUUUUGUAGACGCAUUGAUAUGUACAUCUGAUCUUCAGUGCUACAACCCUACUUUGAGAAAAUAAUCCAAAACAGUUAAAGGAUGGUCCAAAUUUGAUUAAAAAUAAUUGAAUGGGUCUGGAUACUCUAAUUUUCCAUCAACCAUAAAACCUUUACUUUUUACCAUAAGGGGCUGAAUUGUUUUUCCUGUGAAUGGCAGCAAUAGGAGCUUUAAUAUUGUAGAGUAUGGUGCUGGAUAUUCCAAAAGAUGCUGAUGCCAUACACUUUAGGUGUAUGUUUUGUAAAUAUCUGUAAUUACACAAAAUGGUUUCAACAGAAGAAUUUGUAAGAACAUUUUCUGUUGGUGAUAAACUUAGUUGUGGUGAACCUUGCCACAACCUGGAUUACACCAAAACCUGAAAUGAUAGGUACCAGCUGUUUACAUCACACCUUGAGCAUUGUGUAUUCUUCAUAUGUACAGUAUGUCAAUUGUGAACCACUUUUGCUUGGUGUUGUAUUAAGCGAUGUUUCACUUGAUAUUACAUUCAUAAAAUAAAUCUAAUUGAAUAUGUUAAAUUCGACAUUGAACAUUCAUUGCUUAUGCUACCAUGCUUACCAAAUAGUUUGAAGCACUAUGGUUUGGAAAAGUAUGAUUUUUGUUAUAGCCCAGUAACACUUUUAGAGAGAUUUCACCUGUCAUACAUGCUCAAUACAUGUUCAAAUAUUGGCCAUAUUUUCAAUAAUAAGUAUGCCUCUGACUGGCACCAUGCUCUAUAGUUUUAAAGCUCCUAUUGGUGCCAAUCACAGGAAAGACAUGUAGCCUCUUAGGGUGAAAAACAAAGGUUUUAUGUUUGGAGGAAUAUUGGAGUAAAUGGAGACAAAAAAAAUUGACAUUUUUUGGACCAAAUUUACAACGUCAUAUAACGGGUAUGUAUUGUUCUGUCAAAGCAUGUGUCGUGGUUUCUCAGACAUCGAGGAUGUGCAGAUGUUGAAGAAAACGUCCGUUGACACUGACUUGGUUAAUAAUAUGUUUGUUAUAAGGAAGAACAGCAUCGGUCAGACAGAGACUGUCUGGGAGGAUUCAGCCAAAUAAACCUCCCAGAAUAACAACCGGAGGUCACUUUUAUAUGCUUUGGACAAGAAGGUCAAGUAUGAGGUCACAACAAAUGUUUCUGCUAAAAGACCAAAAUAGGACACAGAGGGCCCCUUCAAUCAUCCUCCUAGACACAAAGGCCCCAAAGAGCCCCAUCGAUCAACCUCCUGAAGAUUGGGACCCUUAUUUGAACACAGCAUUGAACCAUUCUAGACAGUCAAGAGCAGAUGAAGCACAUUCCAUUCUAGAAAGUCGAAAGCAGAUGAAGCGCAUUCCAUUCUACUAAAUAUAUUAACACAUCUCAGAUCAGAUACUGCACAUGGUUGUACCAUUGAAGAUCAUAUGUACAUAUCAAUGAGCCUGCUAAAAUUCAGUUCUCUAGCUACAACAUUUUGAAGUUGUGGCACUUCAAACAUUGCUCCAUAGAUUUGCGUGACGAAAACAAUGCAAAAAUCGACAUGACACCACCUUCUUAAAGAAUAUUUGUCAAAAACUAAUGUUAGCUAUGACCCCAGAUUUUACACACGGUCAACUCAAUCAGUAUUCAUACCAUCCAGCUAAACAAAAUUUUUCCAAACUAAGUAUACCUCACUAUAGCAUGCACUUCAUGAGGCCAGCACCUCACUGCACUGUAAAGACUCCUUAGAAACAGCGUGACAUGACAAUAAUCCCGAGGCAUUGAUCUAGCCUCCAAGCUAUGAGGCACAAUGGUGCAACAUCAUGUUGCCACCUUCACAGUAUAGGUGGCAUCGUGAAGAAUGAAAUAUUGUGGCUAUAUUGAAGCAAAAUCUCAAAUCAUCAGCCACAAAGUUAAAACAUCUCCUCAAUGGGCUUUCCAAAUGGACACUGAUAACAAGUAUACUUCCAAAGUUGUGGUAAAUUGGCUGAAGGACAGCAAAGACAAGGUGUUGCAGUAGUCAUCGCACAGCACGACCUCAGUCUAAGGUGUUUGUAAGCAAGUAGGCCUACAAACGUGACCACCACGGCUUUCAGGAGGAGUGGGCCAAAACUACAGCAAGUCAAUGUGGGAGGCUUGCUGAAGGCUACCUGAAAUGAUCGACCCAAGCUAAACAAUUUAAAGGCAAUGCUACCAAAUACUGACUAGUGUAUGUAAACUUUUGACCCAUCUAAAAUGUAAAAAAAGAAAUUAAAGCUGAAAUAAAUUGUUCUCUCCACUGA
Molecule: messenger RNA, 4806 nt
Organism: Amphiprion ocellaris (clown anemonefish)
Lineage: Eukaryota; Metazoa; Chordata; Actinopteri; Pomacentridae
Gene: atat1
Product: alpha tubulin acetyltransferase 1
Exons: 11
Coding region: 305-1228 (307 amino acids)
Biological process (GO): alpha-tubulin acetylation
Cellular component (GO): microtubule
Molecular function (GO): tubulin N-acetyltransferase activity
Source: RefSeq, a predicted model, not a curated record